Messenger RNA from Branchiostoma floridae (Florida lancelet), 1989 nucleotides. RefSeq lists its product as uncharacterized. The transcript has 2 exons. Gene Ontology annotation, biological process: actin filament bundle organization; regulation of chondrocyte development. Gene Ontology annotation, cellular component: actin filament bundle. Lineage: Eukaryota; Metazoa; Chordata; Leptocardii; Amphioxiformes; Branchiostomatidae. The record is from RefSeq and is a predicted model, not a curated record. Gene Ontology annotation, molecular function: filamin binding. Bases 262 to 654 code for a protein of 130 amino acids.
GAAGUGAAUUUUUUCCCAUGGCUAAAUAUAUUUGAAAACAAGGUGUUCGCUGUAGCAUUUAACACAUUAGGAAAGGGAAGGUCAAUAUGGCAUGGUGACCCCCACUGGUUGUGAUGGUUUGACCCCUUGACCCUGGGGUUAUUUGCUGAGGAAAUGAUGGGAAAACAAGGCUGUGUGGUCAAGUCAGGCACAGCCAGAAGCUGGCAAACCAUUCCUGGACUUCACACGUCUUACUCAAGGGCUCCAGAGUGACCAGUGAAAAUGCCAUCCACAGUGUUGUACGUACUUCCUCCCAUCAACCUCAACAACAACAUCAUUCCUCAAGUAGAGGUUACCAAGGAGACCGCAUCCAACAUUCCAACUCCUCCUCCCCUCAUCACUCGAACCGACCCACAAGUCACCUACAUCACCAAAGCUGUGUACCAGCUACCGAAGAGGUUCAUAGACGCCGUCAGGGUGGGAUACUCGCCGAGACCGAGAUCGUACGCCGCCGCCGUGACGUGUUUCGGGGCAGCGACCAGAAAGAGUUACCGAAGCGAGGUCGUGUGCGAGCCGAGGAAAAUGAAAAAGUUUGCAUCGGCCAUCAUCGUGAACCCCAAGAGGCUGACUAAGUCGUACAUAACUACUGUCAAACAUACGGUACAGGACAAGUGAGGAGAUUUUAACGCAUUGGGACAAGCGUGGGGAAAGCUAUAACUUAACGAUAAGAACAUCUAGUACAUAAAAACUGUAUAACAAAAUUUAACGUCAACAUGUGUCAAAUCAUAUUGCCUAAAUCUUGUUUAACAAUUUUUCAAUUUUUUAAAAUUAUGGUUAGGUAUUGUAAAGUCUGCAUAGAUUAGGAGUUAUGUUUUCGUUAAGUUUCUGGUAAAAUAGACAUUUCGAAAUAUUUUUGUACUACAUAUAUGAAGCUUGUUCUACAUGUACAUGUACAUAAGCUUAAGGUUCUAGAUUCAAAUACCUGAUUUUCAUUGAUGUACUGCAUUAUAUUCUUUCUUUGUUGGUUGGUUGUGAUAAAAGUACUAGUACAUGCGUGUAAAAAAGUCAUGAUGUGACAAUGUGCUUGUUGGUUUGUGGGCAGAUUUUGGACAGAAAUAGGCAAAAAGUGGUUGGAUUUUGAGAGAGAUUUAUAGAUUAUACAUAGAGUUGUGUAGAAGUUGUGGCGAAAAGAAUUUGAAAGUAAACUGCUUAGGGUAAUUAUAAUAAGAAUGUAUAGGCAACUAGGGUUGCUCAGGAGGAAAUUUGACAAUGCUAGGAGUGUUGGCAAUUGGAAAGUGAAGGUGUGUGUACAAUACUGUACGGUUCCAACAGAAAAAUAUCUGUAAUUUUUUGUGUCUUCCAGGUAUGAAAACAAAUUAAUAAUCAUGGGCAAAAUGCCCAUCAGGCCACACCAAUCUUUUACCUUGGUUCUUGGACACUUUAAAGUAACAAUUUUAGACGUAAACAAGAAACUUAGUAAGUUAUUGCAUCUUACUCAUUAUGUCCAUUCAGUCCCCGAAACUGUGUUCACCAAGGUACAAACUCGGAUAUAAACUUUAUUCUAAAAAUACAAGAACCAACAAAUAAUAUUGGUAUGGCCUAAAAUGAAAAGAAAAAGAGCUAGAACAGAUGAGAGAGUUUCUAUUGGUAAGAAAAAGCUGUGAGAUUCCUGAAAUGAUGGGAGUUGGUACACAGCAAGUAAACUGGUGGCUCCAGAACAUGUGUACUACCAACUGGUCUCUAAACAACAGAGAGGUGACAAGUCAAUUUGCUUUUGUUCCUGUUGGGGAAGGAAUGGAUGGAAUGUUGCUGUAACAAAUAGAGUGAUCUACUGUCUAGUUCUUUCGUCGUGAUUGUGAUCCAAGUACAGCUCUCCAUUUGUACACCAGUAUACAAUGUAUUUGUGUUAUAUUCUAGCCUUAAGGAUGACCAAUACAAUAUACACAUAGUUCUUGACUAAAACUGUUUAUAUCAAAUGUAGCAAAUAAAUUAUAGGCUAAGACUAAGAGA